AUGUCAUUUGUUUCUCUUUGUUCAUUUCAUCAUAUUUUUUAUAGAACCAGUGAAGAGAUGUCAAAAAAUAAAAAGUUGGACCUCUCGGAUGAAAAUAUUAAUGAUAUAAUCAGAAAUGCAGAGAACCACAAGGAAUGGAAUGUAGAAGCUGCUGACCAACAGACAACAGAAGAUUCCAAGCAAAAGAACAUCUUGAAGGCCAACAAAAAGAUUAGAAAGAUGGUACCUGAAGAUGUUGAGAAAUUCGAUUAA
Messenger RNA from Heterostelium album PN500, 252 nucleotides. RefSeq lists its product as uncharacterized. The coding region runs from base 1 to 252 and encodes 83 amino acids. The transcript is spliced from 2 exons. NCBI's taxonomy places the organism in Eukaryota, Evosea, Eumycetozoa, Acytosteliales, Acytosteliaceae. The record is from RefSeq and is a predicted model, not a curated record.